Molecule: messenger RNA, 2095 nt
Organism: Catharus ustulatus (Swainson's thrush)
Lineage: Eukaryota; Metazoa; Chordata; Aves; Passeriformes; Turdidae
Gene: ZIC3
Product: Zic family member 3
Exons: 3
Coding region: 5-1393 (462 amino acids)
Biological process (GO): regulation of transcription by RNA polymerase II; central nervous system development
Cellular component (GO): nucleus
Molecular function (GO): DNA-binding transcription factor activity, RNA polymerase II-specific; RNA polymerase II cis-regulatory region sequence-specific DNA binding
Source: RefSeq, a predicted model, not a curated record
GCCCAUGACGAUGCUGCUGGACGGAGGGCCGCAGUUCCCGGCGCUGGGGGUGGGCGGCUUCGCGGCGCCCCGCCACCACGAGAUGCCGGGUCGCGACGCCGCCGGCGGCGGCAUGGGGCUGGGCCCCUUCGGGGACUCCUCGCACGCCGCCGCCUUCAAGCUGAACGCGGCCCCGCACGACCUCGCCGCCGGGCAGAGCUCGGCGUUCACGCCGCAGGCGCCGGGCUACGCCAGCGCCCUGGGCCACCACCACCACCACCACCACCACGCCGGCCAGGUGCCCUCCUACGGCGGGGCCGCCGCCUUCAACUCCACCCGCGACUUUCUGUUCCGCAACCGCGGCUCCGGCAUCGCGGACGCCGCCUCCGGCACAGCGCAGCACGGGCUUUUCGGCGGCUCCCCCGGCGGCUUGCACGGCCCCGGCGGCAUCCCGGACACCCCGGGCUACCUGCUGUUCCCGGGGCUGCACGAGCAGAGCCCGAGCCACACGUCCCCCAACGGGCAUGUGGACAACGGGCAGAUGCACCUGGGGCUGCGCGGGGACCUCUUCGGGCGGCCGGAUCCCUACCGGGCCGUCUCCAGCCCCCGCACGGACCCUUACGCCGGCGCCCAGUUCCACAACUACAACCACAUGAAUAUGAAUAUGGGCAUGAACGUGGCGGCCCACCACCACCACCAUCACCACCACGGCCCCGGCGCUUUCUUUCGGUACAUGCGCCAGCCCAUCAAGCAAGAAUUGUCCUGCAAGUGGCUCGACGAGAGCCAGCUCAGCCGGCCCAAGAAGAGCUGCGACAGGACUUUCAGCACCAUGCACGAGCUGGUGACCCAUGUCACCAUGGAGCACGUCGGGGGGCCGGAGCAGAACAACCACAUCUGCUACUGGGACGAGUGUCCGCGGGAAGGCAAGUCCUUCAAGGCGAAAUACAAACUGGUGAACCACAUUCGGGUGCACACGGGGGAAAAGCCCUUCCCUUGCCCCUUCCCGGGCUGCGGCAAGAUCUUUGCCCGCUCCGAGAACCUCAAGAUCCACAAGCGGACGCACACAGGUGAGAAGCCUUUCAAGUGCGAGUUUGAGGGCUGCGACAGGCGCUUCGCCAACAGCAGUGACAGGAAGAAACACAUGCACGUCCACACCUCGGACAAGCCCUACAUCUGCAAGGUGUGCGACAAAUCCUACACCCACCCCAGCUCACUUAGGAAACACAUGAAGGUGCACGAAUCCCAGGGGUCGGACUCUUCCCCUGCAGCCAGUUCGGGGUACGAGUCCUCCACCCCCCCUGCGGUGGGCUCCGCUGGCACUAAGGACUCCACUAAAACGCCGCCGGCCGCCCUCCAGAGUAACCCCGGCCACAACCCUGGACUGCCCCCCAAUUUUAAUGAGUGGUAUGUGUGAAGGCAGCUGCAGCCCAGCCACAGAUUGGACCAAAUGCAUUGGGAACGAGGAAAAAAAAAAAGGACAAACCAAGCCAACUGCAGCUCGCUCUCACGGAGUUUCCACACCGACGACCGCAUAGGGCUACACCUACUUAACUGCCAGGAUCCAGAGGGGGGUCUUCUAUUAUUAUAUUAUAAUAAUUACUUUUUUUUUUUUCUUUUGCAAGCCCAGACGCUGGACUAGCCAUGUCCUUUUCUCAGGAUUAGAUUUCUUUUUUUUGCUGUCUUUUUUUUUUUCAGUCACGGUCGUUUCUUUGAUUUUUCCCCCUCUCCUUGCCUGAGUCUCUCUUUCUUCAAUUCCCCACUUAUUUUAUUAUUCUUAAUUUGUUUUGUUUUUCUCUCUUUCGGUGGGAUGUUGACAUGAGGAUGAAAAUUCUCCUUCGCCUUAGUGGUGAUUGUUUAAACUUACAGUCUUAAACCGUGCCAAAGUCCUGUUAUGUCUUGAACUUUCCUUUCUAGCUCUCCUGCUGCUUCUUUCUCUGCUCUUCUCUUUCUCCUUCUCUCCCCAAGCAUUACACUUGUGAAUGUAUUCUCGUCUGAUGGGGUCGGUCAGUAUUUUUCAGGAUGAGGAUGUGGUGUUUAUUCUGCCCAGAUUGUGACGUUUAGUAUAACGGUUGCCUUUUUGUAAUAACUUUUUUGUAAAUACAUACCCAUGAUGCCA